UCCGAAGAGCACGAUCGAACCUAGCCGAAGUAUUUGUUACGUUUAGUUCCCUCGUCCUUAUCACCUCAAUCUCGGCUAAGUGCAACAUCUUCAGCUGAAAUGUGCCAUCCUUACGAUUCUUUGAUUCAUGAACAUCUUGGUGUUAGGAAUAUGUCUGUAACGCGAAACCGGCUCCUGUCGACGUUCGGUGUGGCGCGGCGCCUUAUCACCGCCGAGCACGCGCGUGUUAUACGGACGGAUAUGCGAAGCGCGUGCUCGUCUACGACAUAUCACGAGGUUGCGACGUGCUGGAGGACAUUAGAUAGUAACGUACGAAUGGCUCAUUCCAUGGUUCAACCGACAUGGCAAACAAGCAAGGAGGAAAGUCGCGAAAUGAUGGCUGUAUGGCCGGACGUUGUUCGAGAUCUCACGGAUAUGACCGACCGAUUAGACAUUCCGGAUAUCACCAAAUGGAUGGCAAAAGCAUUACAAUAUAAUGUUCCGGGAGGAAAAAAAAAUCGAGGCUUAUCGUUAGUUUAUGCUUACAAAUUACUAGCACCUAGCGAUGAGCUUACGGAGGAAAAUAUUCGUCUAAUACGGAUUUUAGGCUGGUGUGUGGAAUUGGUGCAAGCCUUCUUCCUCGUAAUCGACGAUAUUGAAGAUGGAUCACUGUAUCGCCGAAACCAACCAUGUUGGUACAGACACAAUGAUAUCGGUUUAGCGGCAAUCAAUGACGGUCUAAUGAUGGAAAAUGUUGUAUAUUACUUAAUUCGAAAAUAUUUCAAGGGAAAGGAAUACUAUGUUGAUUUGCUAGAAACAUUCCAGGAUUCCAUAUUGAAGACUGUAAUGGGCCAAAGCUUAGAUUUGUUAUCCACCGAGUUUAACAAGAAACCGAAACUAGAUCUCUUCACAAUGGAUCGAUAUAAUUCCAUUGUCAAAUACAAAACGUCGUAUUACUCUUUCGUCUUGCCAAUAACUGCAGCAAUGCAUUGUGCCAAGAUAAAAGAUCCUGAGAUGUUCAGGCAAACAAAAACAAUCUUAAUGGAAAUGGGACAUUUCUUCCAAGUUCAAGACGAUUAUUUGGGCUGCUAUGGAGACUUAGAGUCUACUGGCAAAAAUAAUACUGAUAUAGAAGAAGGAAAAUGUACGUGGUUGGUUGUUGUGGCUCUUCAACGCGUAACAAAGGAACAGCGAAAAAUAUUAGAAGAAUGUUACGGAUCCAAAGAAGAAGAGAAAGUCAAACGCGUAAAACAACUGUAUAACGAUUUGGGAUUACCAAACAUGUAUUCUAUAUACGAAGAGGAAACGUACAAUUUGUUGAACACUCAUAUACAACAAAUAUCGCGCGGUCUUCCACACGAUCUUUUCCUAAAAUUAUUGGGAAAGAUUUAUCGUAGGACAUCAUAAAGCAUCAUUUAUAUAUCGAAACAAUAAUCAAUCAAUGAACAUGUCAAUGCGCCCGAGAAUCUCGUCUUGAGAAUCAUUAAAUAUUACUUCGACAUGUACACAAUCAAUAGAUCAAUCUAAGAUUUAUAAGAGAAUGAUUUUAAUACAUUAAUAAACAUUUUUAAAACAAG
Messenger RNA from Pseudomyrmex gracilis, 1556 nucleotides. RefSeq names its product farnesyl pyrophosphate synthase (gene Fpps). The transcript is spliced from 8 exons. Gene Ontology annotation, biological process: trans, trans-farnesyl diphosphate biosynthetic process. Bases 100 to 1386 code for a protein of 428 amino acids. NCBI's taxonomy places the organism in Eukaryota, Metazoa, Arthropoda, Insecta, Hymenoptera, Formicidae. Gene Ontology annotation, cellular component: cytoplasm. The record is from RefSeq and is a predicted model, not a curated record. Gene Ontology annotation, molecular function: (2E,6E)-farnesyl diphosphate synthase activity; dimethylallyltranstransferase activity.